CAGGUCAAGAGGACGAUCGUGUGUUCAUUGAUGCCAAUAGUGACUGGCUCGAGUCUACUUUAUAUAUUGUACCUGUUUUCCCGUUCCUUCAUCAAAUCAUCCUCAGCGCAAGCAAGUCCUCCGAGUUCCUCCCUCGUAAUUCUGGAAAAGCGCGGAAUCUCGGUGGUUCGAGUUGAUGAAGGACAUUCUGCGCGGAGUCUUCUGGAAUCAUGAGGCACGUAAAUCAAAAUUCCUUGCUUGUAUUUCUGAACUGGAUACAGCGUUGGAUUAUGAAGUGUUGCUAAGAACAUUUUUGACUUCCUUGUCCGCCAUCAGCCUCAAAAGAUCGGGCCGACUAUAGUGGCCAGUACAAUCCGCAAACAUCUUGACCCUCAAAAUGGCGUCCAUAUCCAGAUCCGCAUAGACAAUCCCCUCCGUGUGCUCGUCCAGAGGCUCACUCAAACGUCGUCCAUCAGGCCCGAACACGGCAGACGACCCACCUCCGGGCUGAGCCAUGAUCGCACCGCCCGCGUUGUUGUGCGCAGCAAUAGAUUUGUCGCUCGUAAGCGCUGUGCAGUGCAACACGAAGCACCCCGCUUCGAUAGCAUACAUCCGCGACUGCGUGUGGCAUCCUUCCCGCGACAUGCUCCACAAACCCGGCCCAUCGUCUUUGUGCACCUCGAGGCUCGGCCAGGCAGCGACGUGGAUAUCCUCUCCCUGCGCAAGCGUCGCAAAUUUCAGGAGCGGCUGUAUGUGCUCCCAACAGCUGAGUGCCCCGACGCGGACCAGAUCCUCGCUUGCGGGCCGGAGAAGCGGAAGUGGUGAGACAGCGGUGAGACAGUGGCCCGACGCGUCUCCAAACACGGUUCUCUCCAUGUGCGUGGGCUUCAUCUUGCGGCGGUGCCCAGACAACGUACCGUCGGGCCCCACCAUGAUUUGAGCAAUGUAGAGACUGUUGUUGUCGUUCUCCGAAAACCCGAGACACACAGCGAUGUCGUUGUCCUUUGCGCAAGCCUGGAUAGCUCGCAUCUGGGGCGAAGAGACGCUCAGGCUGUUCUUGAUGUACUUUACACCGAGGUCAAAGUCCACCAGUCGUGUCCUUGAAAGGUUUCAGGCUUGUGCAGCAGUCUAGAAUUGUAGAGCACUCACCAAAUCCAACAAGGAUAUCCAGGAAUCCAACACUCAGGAAAGACGACGAGCUUAGCACCAUUCUCUGCCGCUGUAACGAUCAGCUGGCACGUUUUGGCUACCGCCGCAUUCAGAUCGAACCAGCAUGGCUCGGCCUGGGUGACGGCGACGCGUACCACCUUCGGGCCACUCGAGUUCAUGAGUUGUAGAUGUGGGAAAUUCUGCAGCACAGACUGGAGGAACGAUUGGAAUAUAUAGCUUCUAAGUCGCACUGGGUGACGUUCCACCAAUCAUGAAGAAGCCUCGGGAAUGUCAGCGAACGUCGCAAUGCGGAAACAAUAACACAUCAACCUUGGCCCGUGUCCGUCGGGCGAGGCCCAGUCCGUUUAACAUAAGGCAGACCCAGAGAAGAGAUGAUAAACUUGGAGUCACCAGAACUUCACUUAUCACCGCCAUCCACUGCAUUCAAGGUGGUAGAUG
Mycena citricolor is the source of this 1587-nucleotide messenger RNA. The record is from the annotation of a GenBank genome assembly. Lineage: Eukaryota; Fungi; Basidiomycota; Agaricomycetes; Agaricales; Mycenaceae.